This is a messenger RNA of Gloeophyllum trabeum ATCC 11539, 240 nucleotides long. RefSeq lists its product as uncharacterized. The record is from RefSeq and is a predicted model, not a curated record. The transcript is spliced from 2 exons. The coding region runs from base 1 to 240 and encodes 79 amino acids. NCBI's taxonomy places the organism in Eukaryota, Fungi, Basidiomycota, Agaricomycetes, Gloeophyllales, Gloeophyllaceae.
AUGAGCCCAGGUCAAGAGAAGAGCAGUCCGCACAUGGGCUUAUGUAAGCAAUCUGAAUGCGGUGGCGCGAGUGCAAAGUCGCUCGCGGUCGUCGACACACGCAACAGUCCGAGCGAGGCAGCGACAGAGACGCGCCGACGCGCGCGAGACGCGAAGUCCGCGACUUGCUCCCUACCGGCUCUCGACGUUCUCGACGCCGCCGCCGCCUCCUCCACAACUCCUCAAUGGGUUAAGGGUUAG